CCGGGGGCCGUGGGGACGGCGUACACACCGCGAGUCACUUGUCAGCGCUCGUCUGAGGCGGAGGCAUCGCCGCGCCGGACCCGAGUUUCUUUCAUUUUGGGGCAUUGGACUCUGAGCCAUUAGAACCAUGAGCAACUACAGUGUGUCCUUGGUUGGCCCAGCUCCUUGGGGUUUCCGGCUACAAGGUGGCAAGGAUUUCAACAUGCCUCUGACAAUCUCUAGUCUAAAAGAUGGCGGCAAAGCAUCCCAGGCAAAAGUAAGAAUAGGUGAUGUGGUUCUCAGCAUUGAUGGAAUAAGUGCACAUGGCAUGACUCAUCUUGAAGCCCAGAACAAGAUUAAGGGUUGUACAGGCUCUUUGAAUAUGACUCUGCAAAGAGCAUCUGCUACACCUAAGCCUGAGCCGGUUCCUGUUCAAAAGGGAGAACCUAAAGAAGUAGUUAAACCUGUGCCCAUUCCAUCUCCUGCUGUGUCCAAAGUCACUUCCACAACCAACAUGGCCUACAAUAAGGCACCACGACCCUUUGGUUCUGUGUCUUCACCAAAAGUCACAUCCAUCCCAUCACCAUCGUCCGCCUUCACCCCAGCCCAUGCGACCACUUCAUCACAUGCUUCCCCUGCACCCGGGGCCGCUGUCACUCCUCCCCCAUCCGCUGCAUCUGGACCGCAUGCUAAUGCCAGUCUUAGUGCUGACCAGCGGUCAUCUGCACUGAGCACUGGUAAACCUGCAGUUAAUGUCCCACGGCAGCCCACAGUCACCAGCAUGUGUGCCGAGACUGCCCAGGAGCUAGCGGAGGGACAGAGAAGAGGAUCCCAGGGUGACAGUAAACAGCAAAAUGGCCCACCACGAAAACACAUUAUGGAUCGUUAUACAGAGUUUUAUCACAUACCUACUCACAGUGAUGCCAGUAAGAAGAGACUGAUUGAAGAUACUGAAGACUGGCGUCCAAGGACUGGAACGACUCAGUCUCGCUCUUUCCGAAUCCUCGCCCAGAUCACUGGAACUGAACGUAUGAAAGAACCUGAAACUGAUAAUACAAAGAAGGCAAACGCCCAGGAGCCCUCUCAGCCGCUGGCCGCCGCAGCAGCUGCAGCUGGGAGCACGCCUGAGGGGCCCGGAAGCCCAGGCUCGGCCAGACCAGGGGUGGCUGGGCUCACCACUGCUGCCGCCUUCAAGCCUCUAGGGUCCACCGGCGGCAUCAAGUCACCGAGCUGGCAACGGCCCAACCAAGCAGCACCUUCUACUGGAAGAGUUGCAAGCAGUGGGACAUCCACAGGAGCAGUGGCAUCAGCCAACUCAGCCGAAAGGCAGCCCCAGCCCAGUAAUGAGGACACUUUGGUGCAAAGGGCCGAGCACAUUCCCGCAGGGAAACGAACUCCGAUGUGUGCCCACUGCAACCAGGUCAUCAGGGGACCAUUCCUAGUGGCUCUGGGGAAAUCUUGGCACCCAGAAGAAUUUAACUGUGCUCACUGCAAAAAUACAAUGGCCUACAUUGGAUUCGUGGAGGAGCAGGGAGCCCUGUAUUGUGAGCUCUGCUAUGAGAGAUUCUUUGCCCCUGUAUGUGGUCGAUGCCAGAGGAAGAUCCUCGGAGAAGUCAUCAAUGCUUUGAAACAGACUUGGCAUGUUUCCUGUUUUGUGUGUGUGGCCUGUGGAAAACCUAUUCGUAAUAAUGUCUUUCACUUGGAGGACGGUGAGCCCUACUGUGAGACUGAUUAUUAUGCCCUCUUUGGCACUAUAUGCCAUGGAUGUGAGUUUCCCAUAGAAGCUGGUGACAUGUUCCUGGAAGCUCUGGCCUACACCUGGCACGACACUUGCUUUGUAUGCUCAGUAUGUUGUGAAAGUUUGGAAGGUCAGACCUUUUUCUCCAAGAAAGACAAGCCACUUUGCAAGAAACAUGCUCACUCUGUGAAUUUUUGAAAGUCAACAGUCCAGGGGAAAAGAAGAAAUUUGAAGAGAAAGAGGAGAAUUUAAAUCACCGAUUAAUUUUUAGAUUUAAUAUUUAUAUGGAGUUUUGAAAAAUAAUAGUGGCCCUGAAGGGAUAAAUUCCAAGCUUUGAAAACCAAGUCUAUGAGGAAAUAUCUGGCUUCAUAAAGUAAAGAGACAGUUUGGUGUUUAUUAUUACUUUUUUUCCUGCAUUUUCUGCCCAUAAAAUAACUUUUAUAAAAGCCAGUUUCCUGGUUGACUAUUAAAUUCAUCUUAGAAUAAAUCAGUGAAGAAUUAAAUUUUAGAAUAAAAACCUUCAACCUCUAUGCUGAAAUAAUUAUACCUUCUUUCCUUACUAGGUAGUUGUGAGUAAAUCUAUAAAAGACAGUAAAAAUGCCUUACACUUAAUAAGUGAAACAUUGUGUUUUUUUAAAAAAAUAGUGUUUAUCUUUAAAACAAUAAAUAGGAGUUUAAACAGAAUUUUAUCAGUAGUAGGUGUCAGGGUUUUUUAAACUGUAUACUUUUUUUUUUUUUUUGUCUUUACAGUUGAUCAUUCCAGUAGGAAAGGCCAAUGAGAUUUUGAUCAAAAUGUGUCAUGCCCAAAAGAGAUGUUAUAUUUUUCUCUGAUCCCCUCCACCCCCAAAAAGCUACCAUAUAGCUUAUAAACUUUAAAUUUUUGCCUUUUAUUAAAAUAUGACCAUUUCUAUUCAUUGUGUAUGUUUCACCACCUAUAUUAGUCAAAUUAUUUUUUUUCCCUUCCCCAUGCUGAGGUAAAGAGCUUGUUGAAUAACUUUGGACUGAAAGUUUUCUGUCUUUAAAGAGAAUAAAUAGAAAAGAAUGCGGUUGGGAAUUAUGGUAAAUCAGAGGAUUAGAUCAGAAAAGUUUUUAAAUUCCCCCUUUUUGGACAAUGAAUCAGUUAGAUCAGUUUCAGAGUUAUACUACUGACUGAUGAAGGUUUGAAAUUUCUCUUUGCAGAAUAAUUUUUUUUCUUUAGUUCUACAUUGGAAAAAUAAAAGAUUGGCUUGGGGAUGUGACAAAAAUUUAGAUUUUUUUUCUUUUGGUAGUUCUUUCUCAAUAAUAAAUGAACCACUUCCAAAUGUAAUCAUGAAGUUUGGAAUUCACAGAGGUUUGAUAGUAUAGAGAGGAAUGUGAUUAAUUAUUCAGACCAGCCUUUCUUUGUUUUUUUCAUUUUAGGGAAAAAAUUACGUAGAUACCACAGGAAGACAGAGAAGCAAUUGUGGUAAAAUUGUGGAUCCUAUUGAUAUUUGAGAAAAGAGAUUAUGGCAUUUGAUAGUUUUUUUUUUUUUUUCCUUUGUUACCAAAAUGGACAAAAGCCCGUGAUCACAUUGAGUUCUCAUUUAAGUUUGUUUGGGGAAGGGUGCUUUUAUAGUUGAGACUGAGCCCCAAGCCCUGCCUGUCCCAUCAGUCACUUGCGACUUCACUUCCAUUGUGUGCAUGUUUGUUGGCGGGGGGGGGGGGGGGG
Mesoplodon densirostris (Blainville's beaked whale) is the source of this 3404-nucleotide messenger RNA. It is a transcript of the gene PDLIM5, whose product is annotated as PDZ and LIM domain 5. Gene Ontology annotation, cellular component: stress fiber; filamentous actin; adherens junction. The record is from RefSeq and is a predicted model, not a curated record. NCBI's taxonomy places the organism in Eukaryota, Metazoa, Chordata, Mammalia, Artiodactyla, Ziphiidae. Gene Ontology annotation, biological process: muscle structure development; actin cytoskeleton organization; heart development. Bases 128 to 1915 code for a protein of 595 amino acids. Gene Ontology annotation, molecular function: muscle alpha-actinin binding; actin binding. The transcript has 13 exons.